Molecule: messenger RNA, 1588 nt
Organism: Sclerotinia trifoliorum
Lineage: Eukaryota; Fungi; Ascomycota; Leotiomycetes; Helotiales; Sclerotiniaceae
Source: the annotation of a GenBank genome assembly
UCUUGGACAGCAGCGCUUGAGGAGAGACAUUAAAACCUUAAAAUAACCUCCUAACAUCUCUUAAGGUUAUUAUUCAUCACGUCCAAACUGAGAGAAAGAUAAUCUCUGCCCGUCAUAGUCAUAUAUACCAAAAGUUCCUCAUCACGUCACAUAGCCAUACACCCCGUUCUGAUCACGAGAUCGAGACUUUCAUUUAUCCCAAAGGAAAUACACAUACAUACAUUACUCAUCAAACAUCAACACCAACAUCAGACCUAACCUAACCUAACUCCAGUCACGAGACCAACCCCCUCUUCUCAAACCAUGGCAACCCAACCAACCCCAGAAGAAUCCCACUCCGAUUCCCACCCAAAAGUCCCCUUACCCAAAUCCGCACCCGAAUCCACACCUAUAACCUCUCCGCCCCCCAUCCCCGAAAACUACGAAGAACAAAACGUGCACGCAGUCUACGAACAAAUCGCCUCCCACUUCUCCUCCACCCGCUACAAAGCCUGGCCCAUCGUAAAGACCUUCCUUCAAACCCUCCCCCCUGGAUCCAUCGGCCUCGACAUCGGCUGCGGCAAUGGAAAAUAUCUCCUCGUAAACCCGGACAUCUUCAUAAUCGGAUCAGACCGCUCUACAAACCUAGCCAAAAUAGCUAGCGCGCAUCAACCACACUCUGCCAUUGUAGCCGAUACACUAGCCUUACCACACCCAGAGGGAAAAUUUGAUUUCGCAAUCAGCAUAGCAGUAAUCCACCAUCUAUCCACCCCUGCUCGUCGUCGCGAAGCCGUAUCCUCUAUUCUCGCUACCCUAUCUCCUUCCUCGGGGAAAGCACUAAUCUAUGUCUGGGCGCUGGAGCAAUCAUCCUCCCGUCGCGGCUGGGACUCAACAAAUCCCCAAGAUGUCAUGGUACCCUGGGUAAUGCGCACGGGCAAAAAGAUAGCUGCCGAUGGAAGUGUUGCACAACCGGCUUCGGAAAAGACAUUUCAACGUUAUUACCAUUUGUAUCGGGCCGGCGAACUAGAGGAGGAUAUUACAGCCGUAGGCGGCGUAGUGGCUGAAAGUGGAUACGAGAAGGAUAAUUGGUGGGCUAUUUGUUCGAGGGGCGGUGCAAGCGGGUGAUUGUGAUGUUAACAUGUUAACAUUGUGGAUACGCAUUGUGAACACAGGAAAUGAGAAAGAACUCGGGAUGAUCCGGAGCCCUAGAUGGAUAUCAUGUAGGAUAGAUAUUUGAUGCAUGAUGGUGCAUGCAUGCAUACAUACAUACAUACAUACAUACAUGCGAAAUCUUCUACCCGAAAAGCAGGUAGCAGGUGACAGGACCCGAGUCGGAAGUAGGCGCCAGUGUAGUACGAAAUUGACCGGGAGGUCAAUCAAUACCCGCUUCUUCUAGGACGCCAGCCAGGGAUUAAAACUUCAGCCUAUACUAUUACAUUACUGUAUCACAUCAACCUGACUGCUACUACACUAUUAACCUCAGCUGAACUCGAAGGGAAUAUCAAGACACAGCUCAAGAAAUAUUUCCAUGUAAAGAUACCUAAAUACAGACACACAUACACAUACAUAUAGCAAUCAUAAAGGCAAAUUACAAAAAUAUAAAAGAUAC